Messenger RNA from Tremella mesenterica DSM 1558, 856 nucleotides. RefSeq lists its product as uncharacterized. Gene Ontology annotation, molecular function: protein-N-terminal amino-acid acetyltransferase activity. The record is from RefSeq and is a predicted model, not a curated record. Lineage: Eukaryota; Fungi; Basidiomycota; Tremellomycetes; Tremellales; Tremellaceae. The coding region runs from base 50 to 856 and encodes 268 amino acids. Gene Ontology annotation, biological process: N-terminal peptidyl-methionine acetylation. Gene Ontology annotation, cellular component: NatB complex. The transcript is spliced from 5 exons.
CCUUAACGGUAGACAUUCAGGAAUAAAGUGAGAGAGUGAGACGCAAGAUAUGUCUAUCGUCCGUCCUUUUCAAGCUACGGAUAUCUUACAUUUCAACAAAGUCAACGUUGAUCCUUGGACAGCUACGUAUCAUUCAGGAUACUAUUCUUCAUACCUCGCUCAAUGGCCUGAUUUCUGCGUUACAGCAGUAAGUGCUUCUGACGGUGGCAUUAAAGCAUACAUGUUGGGAAAACAUGAACCACCACCUCCCGAUCCUCAACAUCACGUUCACUUAACAGCAAUGUCCGUAGCUCCCGAAUAUCGAGGAAUGGGUAUAGCCAAAAUUUUCAUGUCACUAUUAGAACGUUUAGCAGGUCCUCAAGAUCCUUCCGAUUUAUCAAAUUAUUCAGAUCCAUCGAUAUCUGAAUCAUCAGGUAUAAACCCUCUUACAGGAUUACCAAAUAUACCUAAUUCACAAAACUCUCUCACUCCAGGAUCAAAAUCAACACAGAAAUCUUAUGACCAAUCUCAACCUCAAUCUCAAUCUCAAGAUCCUAUAGGAACGGCGAAUCCUAUCGAAUCAUCUUUUUCUCCUCCGAAAGAGAGUUCUUACGUUAUGCGGGAUGCUGUUAAUGCUUGGUUUGUAGACCUUUUUGUUAGAUGUAAUAAUGUAAGAGCUGUGGAGAUGUAUGAAAGAUUAGGUUAUAGUGUUUUUAGAAGGGUACAAAAUUAUUAUCAAUCGAUUGAAGAGGUUUCUUCUCCAGAUGAAUUGGAUGGAUUUGAUAUGCGAAAGUCCAUGCCGAGGGAUACCACAUCGCGUUAUGUUCGAUCUAACGGGAGAGAUAUACUCGUCGGUCCUGAUCAAGUUUGGGCGUGA